CCUGUCCACCGCUGGCGUAACGCUUGUGGUUAAGUCAUCACUCGUGCAACCGCCGAACAUUACCACCGCCAGUCAGCGCUGGCUUUUAUAUUCUCCAUGACCGGCGUGCUUGUCUUCAGUCGUUACUUUUGCAUUUAAGCGCAUAGUCCAUAGUCACGGGAAACAAAAUCAUCGAAAAUCAUUGUCGGCAACAAGUUUUUGGUUAAAUUGUGAAUUUGUGUAGUUCUCCGUUAAAAAAAAUUGAUAUUCAUAAAAUAAAAUAAUAAACAAUUUUUACUAAAAUGCGCGCUAUAUUCCUUACAAUCAGCAUCCUCCUUUUGGUGUGGAAUGUAUCUAGUGAUGAUAAAAAGAAAGAACAAAAUAAUGCAGAAAUCUGGCAGCAAGAUUUAACCGACACGUUUAAAAUUGAAGGUUCAGAUCAGGGUAUUCAAAAGGUAAAUCUUAAGUGUGGUUCCAAUUCCAUGAACGUUAUGUUGGAGACAGAGAAACCAUUCACUGGCGUAAUGUAUACGCGUGGAAGCUUUUAUAAACAAAGUGCACCCUGUUUUGUUAAGCCAAGUACACAAAGUUCACGUUCUUUGGAGAUGAAUUUCCAAUUGGACCAGUGUCAAACCCUAAAGGAUGGCGAACUCUAUUCUAAUAUUGUUGUCAUACAAAAUGAUCCGGAAUUGAUUACUCCCGGUGAUUCCGCAUUCUCGCUGGAAUGUGAUUUCCGUCAACCGCGCAGUUUGGAUGUUGAAGCAAAUAUGCAAACUCGUGAAAGAGUUGUGCGCGGUUCCAAAAUCACACUUACAAGUCCUGAUCCUUCAACUGCAGAGAGUGACUCGAGCAUUUCAUAUCAAAGUGACACAGACAGCGUUGAAUACGUGCCAAGGCAACAAAGUGGAAACAUAAAUCAAGAAGACGUGAUACAUGAAGCUGAGACGGUGCGUUUGGGUACGGUAGAGGAAGUUACGUACACACUUGAGAAGGAUGAGCUUUAAAGGAAAUGAGUGUUCAGGAUUUCCAAGCGAUCUGACAACAAAAAUCACUGAAAAUUUACCAUAAAACAUGUACACAAAAUAAUUAUACAUAUUUUAUACACAAUCAUUACUUGUCCUAAGCACCAGUCGAAACGGACGUAACGAAACGGAGGUGGAGUCGUAAAAAUCUAACCGACAACAUACAUAUGAUACUUUUUGGACAAUACAAUUCAUUCAGUUUCCAUAUACUUUAUAAGUUAAUUUUAAAAGAAAGAUGUUCAAGGUAAAGGAACUGUAAAUUAAUAUAAAUCCUGUGAUAUGUUUGAAGAUGAUUGGUCAGAAUUAUAAUGAAAUAUAUAAUAUCUUUUGUA
Messenger RNA from Zeugodacus cucurbitae (melon fly), 1333 nucleotides. RefSeq lists its product as uncharacterized. The coding region runs from base 282 to 983 and encodes 233 amino acids. The record is from RefSeq and is a predicted model, not a curated record. The transcript is spliced from 4 exons. NCBI's taxonomy places the organism in Eukaryota, Metazoa, Arthropoda, Insecta, Diptera, Tephritidae.